Melospiza melodia melodia is the source of this 3886-nucleotide messenger RNA. Its product is annotated as A disintegrin and metalloproteinase with thrombospondin motifs 9-like. Bases 1 to 1320 code for a protein of 439 amino acids. Gene Ontology annotation, cellular component: extracellular matrix. Gene Ontology annotation, molecular function: metalloendopeptidase activity; zinc ion binding. The record is from RefSeq and is a predicted model, not a curated record. The transcript is spliced from 12 exons. Gene Ontology annotation, biological process: extracellular matrix organization; proteolysis. Lineage: Eukaryota; Metazoa; Chordata; Aves; Passeriformes; Passerellidae.
AUGGAGAAAUACAGAAAAGGGAAUUGCUUCCCCAUCAGUGCUCGGUGGUCUUGCGGCCGGGGCGUCCAGCGCCGCUCCGUGCAGUGCCACAGCAGCAGCAGCAGCCCCAAGGAGGCCGAGUGUGACCCGGCCAGCCAGCCCCCUCCUCAGCGGGACUGUCACCUCCCCCCGUGCCCCACGCACCGCUGGGCAGCCGGGGAAUGGCAGGCGUGCACCAAGACGUGCGGGGAGGCGUCGCGGUUCCGCGAGGUGCUGUGCGUGGACGAGGAGGAGCAGCCGCAGAGCAGCGGCCGCUGCGAGCCCAGCGAGCGCCCGGCCGAGGUGCAGAGCUGCGCGCUGCCCCCCUGCGAGUACAUCUGGAUCACCGGAGAGUGGUCAGAGUGCUCCGUCACGUGCGGGAAGGGCUACAGGCAGCGCCUCGUGUCCUGCAGUGAGAUCUACACCGGGAAGGAUCACUAUGAGUAUGGCUACCAGAACAUGGUCAACUGUCCUGGCACACAGCCCCCCAACAUCCAGCCCUGCUACCUCGGAGAGUGCCCCAUCUCGGCCUCCUGGCGCGUCGGCAACUGGGGAAGCUGCUCUGUCACCUGUGGAGUUGGGGUCAUGCACCGCUCAGUGCAGUGUUUGACCAACGACGACCAGCUCAGCAGCUUGUGCCACGUGGACCUGAAACCUGAAGAGAGGAGGACAUGUCACAAUGUCCAUGACUGUGACUUACCAAGGAAUUGCAAAGAUGUUAAAAAUCUUGAAGGUGUCACUGAAGAUGGUGAAUAUUUCCUGCAAGUCAAAGGAAAGACAUUAAAGGUGUAUUGCUCUGGGAUGCAGACUGACAGCCCAAAGGAGUAUGUGACCCUUGUAAACGGGGAUGCAGAGAAUUUUUCAGAGGUGUAUGGAUACAGAUUGCAUAACCCGACCGAGUGUCCGUAUAAUGGGAGCAGACGAGAAGACUGCCAGUGUAGGAAAGAUUACACAGCAGCUGGGUUUUCCUCCUUCAGCAAAGUAAGGCUGGACCUGAACACUAUGCAAAUAAUAACAACUGAUUUACAGUUUGCACAGACACAUGAUGGACGACCUGUUCCUUAUGCCACUGCUGGGGACUGCUACAGCGCUGCCAAAUGCCCGCAGGGUCGAUUCAGCAUAGACCUGUAUGGGACAGGCCUGUCCCUGGUGGGAACAGCCAAGUGGCUCUCACAAGGGAAUUACGCCGUGUCGGAAAUUCAGAAAUCCCCAGAUGGUACCAAAGUCGUAGGAAGAUGUGGUGGUUACUGUGGGAAGUGCACUCCAUCAUCAGGAACAGGCCUGGACAUUCAGGUGUUAUAGCAGUGGUUCUCUGGGAGCAGCCAAUGGAGAUGAGAGAUGGAUGAAGGAUAGUGAUGCAAUACCUCUGCCUUCCACUUUUAUAUCUGUGUAUAUGUGUAUAUAGAUUGCAUAUUCCUAAUGUACAGUAUAAUAUUUAUGUUUGGGAUUAUUUAUUUUGAUUUAAUAUUUUUGUACGUAAAAUCAUUAUAUUAAGGCUGCUUUUACUAUUUUUAUUUUUUAUUGUUAAAUCCUGCAGUCAAACCACUGCAUUUUGCAUACUCUACAUUAUAUGUAGCAUUAUGACAAGUGAUACUUAAUUGUCACUGUAUUCAGUUGUUUACUUACAGUCAGUAAUUUUCCUUCAGUUAUGGGCUGCUUUGGCCCUCCACGGUGCUACACAAUCUGCAUAGGGGUAUUUUUGGCAUUUCAAUCUGUCUUUAUGCAAGGAAAUUAGACAAGAUGUGCUUAAAUUUUUAUUUUUAGGGAUUAGGCUGACAGCACUCAAGGAAAACAUGACAAUGAAUACUGUGCUAGUUGCAUUAGCAAUCUUUAUCUUUUAGGUAUGUUUUGAAUUUCACAUGACCUCUGUGGCCAGUGCUGAAAGCACUGGUUUGGUGCUAACAUGAUAUUUAUUAAUGCUCUGUAGUUUUAGUUAAUCCAGUGCCUUUAUCAUUGAAGAAGGGGAUAAAGCAGAAAAAUUGUCAGGCAAUUCAAAUCAAUCAAGAUCUACCCUAGGUUUAGCAAAAUUGCUGCAGAUGGAUCUUCAGAUCUUCAGCUCAAGCCCCCUUUUUUUUAGGGUUCUGAAGUGAACUCACUUUUUUAAAAAAAUGUAUCUUUGUCUCCUAAUUGCAUGUGCCACUGUGCUUCCUGACUCCAUCUGGAAGCGGGGUAUUAACUCAUCCCAGACAGGCUGAUCAGGCCAUAUGUUUCCCUGGGCUGUGUUCUCACAAGAGAUGUAGUUUCUUACAGACUUUGUUACAAAAUCCUAGCGUGAGGACAAAAGCAUCCCUGUGGUGUUCCCUCCCCCUGGGGCUGGUGAGCACUGUGGGGACAGCACGCCCAGGGAUGGGGACAGCACACCCAGCCAAGCCACCCCUUCUCUUGGCCAGGGUGCUCCCCUGCAGGCACUUGCAGCAUUUCCCCAGCUUCCUACUCACUCCCAGACCAUCUGCAGAGGGAGGCUUCGCUGCCUCCUUUCAGCAAGAUCACUCUGUACCUACAGAUGAUUCUGCCCCCCCUUCUAAAGCAAGCUGCUUUACGCCUACUCCUGAGAUGCUUCGGAUCUUCCUGGUAAGGCAUCUGUGCUCCUUGCCUCUCCUCAUUCCCAUGUACAGCCAGACAUUUGCUGUUGGCUUUUUUUUAAUCAAACUGAGGAGCCAUGUCCCUUAGGUGUGGUGGCUCCUGCCUGUACAAUAGCCCUCAGGCCACGCUUUCACAGAGCUCUGCAGCACAUAACGGGGGUGAUGUGACCAGGUUACUGUUGUAGUCUAUGACUAUGUCCCUUAUCUCUUUCUCCACAACUUUACUUAGUGAUAGCAAGGUGCUGCCCUUCCACCUUUUAUGUCAAGGCAGCCAGGAGCACAAAGUACAAGGAAAAGAAGCUUUUCAGCACAAAAUUACCAGCAGUUUGGAAAACCAAAGAGGCUUAUCUGCUACUCCAGAUAACUCUUUCCAUUUUCGAUACAAGCAGUUACCAAACACAACCUCAGGAUCUUGUGUGAGUCUUUUACAGAGCUCCCCAAAGGAUGUGUAAUCAGUGUGUUACAAAAGGGUUGGAUCAAUGGUGAUAAAUGAUCCCUGGAUUCAUAACCUGUGUGUACUGGGCUGUGCUCAGCCUUUGGAGUGAAACCUGUCAGCCUGACAAUCAGGGAUUGACACAUUCCUGUCAGCUGGGAGACACCUCACAGGAGAGCGGGGCUGUGCUACAGCCCAGAGCUGGAGAAUUGGUGAAGGAAAGAGGAAAAAGGGAAAGAGAAAGGGAAAAAAGGGAAAGGGGAAAGGAGUAAUAAUGGAAUAGUGAUUUUCUAAUGAUAUUGCUUAUGUGUAAAUUCUGUAGGGGAAAAGGGAAAAUUGCACUAUGAAGUUCAGAAAGAAAUUGUGGUGCUUUACCACUGUAAGUGAAGUGAAAUGAAUUGAGUGGCUAUUUAUAAAAAGAAAUACUAUUUUGACCUGUACAAAUUCAUUUCUACCAUAUAGUUUCAAGGCAGCUAUUAACAGAGCUAUCAGAACCUAAAAAAUACAAAGUAAACUAAAAGGGAAAAAAAUGACAGAGCACCGAUCCUGAUAUUCCUUAAUGGUCAUCAUUAAACAGAGCAGAUUUUGAGGAUCAGAGACAUUUCUUGUUCAGGAAAGAACUCUGGGUUUUGUAUAUCAAUGCCAUUAUUUUUCUACAAACUGGGGUAUUUUUUUGCAAGCACUUUCCUGUACAAUGUUUCCUUUCUUUCUGCUUACACUCAAAAGGAAAUGACAAUACCUGUAUGACAUGUCUGUAUGGUCUUGCUGCAUUUGCCAUCGUAUUUCAGUACCUGUCCUACAAUAGAGGCAAAAUACUUUGUACACAAGGGAAUAAUACAUUUAAUGGUAAACA